Molecule: messenger RNA, 5130 nt
Organism: Oxyura jamaicensis (ruddy duck)
Lineage: Eukaryota; Metazoa; Chordata; Aves; Anseriformes; Anatidae
Gene: METTL15
Product: methyltransferase like 15
Exons: 6
Biological process (GO): rRNA base methylation
Molecular function (GO): rRNA (cytosine-N4-)-methyltransferase activity
Source: RefSeq, a predicted model, not a curated record
UCCGGCCGCCGCCAACGGCCGCCCUGCCCGGCCGCCGAAUUCAAACCCGAGCGGCCCGCCCCCCCCCCCGCCUGCUCAUUGGCCGCCGCCGCCGUGACGCCAGCAGGGCGACGGCGACAGCGGUUGAUCAACUCCAAAAUGUUAUCCUGGCAUCUCUGCCAAGUUCACAAAUGUUUGUUGCUGCGCAAUAUAAAACUGAAUUCAGUAAAGGUAGCUACUUUGACCAGAAGGAUCCAUUCUUCAGCAGAAGACUUUUCAGACUGUGAGUCGAAGGACCAAGCCGUACAGAAAAAUGAAACUGAAGGGUUGUCUCAAAGCACAGAAAGCAAAAAUUGUGGAAGAUUACACAUACCGGUGAUGCUGGAGGAGGUUGUUAAUUGUUUAUCCCCCCAGUCAGGCCAGUGUUUCCUUGAUAUGACGUUUGGAGCCGGAGGUCAUACAACAGCUCUUCUAGAGAAAGCCAGUGACAUUACGGUGUAUGCACUAGACAGGGACCCCACAGCUUACAAAAUAGCUCAGCAGCUUUCAGAGUCUUACCCGAAACAAAUUCGAGCUCUUCUAGGACAGUUUAGCCAGUCAGAGGCCUUGUUAAUCUCAUCUGGAGUUGAGCCAGGGACUCUAGAUGGAGUUCUCUUGGAUGCUGGCUGUUCUUCUAUGCAAUUUGAUACACCUGAAAGAGGUUUUUCCCUGCAGAAGGACGGACCUCUGGACAUGAGGAUGGAUGGUGACAGGUACCCUGACAUGCCCACUGCUGCUGAUGUUGUGAAUGCUUUAGAUCAACAGGCACUUGCGUCCAUCCUGAGAACAUACGGGGAGGAGAGGCACGCCAAGAAAAUCGCUUCAGCCAUCGUUCAGGCACGCAGCAUAUAUCCCAUCACCAGAACUCAGCAGCUUGCAAGCAUUGUUGCAGGUGCUUUUCCAGCAUCAGCAUUGUAUGCACGAAAAGACUUGCUUCAGAGACCUACACAUGUUGCCACCAAAACUUUCCAAGGCCUGCGAAUAUUUGUAAAUGAUGAGCUUCAUGAGCUCUUUAUAGGGCUGAAGACAGCUGAGAAGUUUCUAAAACCUGGAGGUCGCCUAGUGGCCCUCUCGUUUCAUUCUCUAGAAGAUCGUAUCAUCAAACGUUUUCUUCAUGGAAUAGACAUGACGGAAAAGUACAAUCUUGGCUCACGGCAGAAGAUAAGACAAGCUCUGAAAAAUUCCUCCAAAGAAGAUGACUCACAAGAAUUUCUCCAUGGAAAACCCAACUCAAAGUGGACUUUUAUACAGAAAAAAGUUCUCACCCCUCAGGCCAAAGAUAUUCAAACAAACCCAAGAGGGAGGUCAGCCAAGCUAAGAGCUGCUGUUAAACUCUAAAAUACAAUUUAUCAUUAUAUAAUUGUAUAAUUUCCUAAAAUUUCAUUUUCCAGAAGGCUACCUGGACAGAUAAUAUCAAAAUAAAAAAAUAAAAAAAAAAAAAAAGGAAAAGACUGUUGGAAGAAAUUGUUCUUAUCAUUGUGUUUCUUUUUAAUUGGGAUGUAAUAUAGAACAUCAACUGGUAAAAUAAGUUAGAUGAGUGGGUGUCACUAAUUAUAACAAAAAGACAUCUUUUUAAAAAUAACGUAAAAACUAAAGUUUUUUUUUAAACUAUGGUUUUGAUGUAGUUAAAAUAUUCCCUUUAGAUUAAAUUCAGAACUCUGACAUAACAGACUAAAUUCUGAUUGCUGAUUGAGAAAGACAUGUUUUUAUGGGGGUUGGUUUCACUAAACUAAGUCAGAUUACUGGUUUAGUCUAGAGCAAGUUUUUAAACUAGCUUAAGAAUUAAUGAUAUUUCAAUUUCUGUGUCUGUUGAUUUGUUGCAUGAAUGUUUGUAGCUAGGAGCUAUGUUUGUAGCUAGGUCUUAAAUAAACUGAUAUCAUUAUGUAAUGUCUAAUCCAGGAAUUUAUGAAUGAGCUCUUACCUUGGUUAAUAAGUAAAUAUUUACAUCUGAGUGAUAGCCUGGUAAUCUAAUGUUUAUGGUUUUUAAAUAAUGAAUUGAUCUCGGGGAAAAAAGCUACUUAAAAGGCCACUGUAUUGCAUUUAGACAUUAUUAGCAGUGAGCAAGCACCAUGAAGAUUUGUACUAGAUAAUUUAGAUUUCUUCCUGCAACCCGUGCUUUUGUGCAUCCAUGCAGUACAACUUCUGUGUGUUGAUGGAAUUACUAUGAACCCAUCAAACAGGAUAUAGUGAGACUUCUGUGGUAUUCUCCUUUGCUGAUGAUAUUUUACUAAGAUGUGCUUAGUUACCUACCAAGUAAGUGGCCUACAGACACCAGUUUCCUAUUUGGAUUCCAUCCUAGCCAGUAAAAUUUGUAAUUUACUUUUGUGAUAUAUUUGUUAUAUAAGUUAAUAUGAAUUGGAUUUAGCUUUAGGCCUUAAAAGACCAUUGUUUUGCUAUUUUUGUAUGUUAAUGAUGAUCAGAUAAAACCGUAAGUUUCAUCUUCUUUGACCUCUGACUUAUCUCUUCAGGAAACAAACAAACAAAAAAAGGCCUUAUUUGCAUAAUCAGAUCUGUAGCAGGACUUCAUUUGUAAUGAACCGGAAGCUUGUCUGAUAGAAUAAGAAAAUAUGACUUCUGGCUUGGAGCUAAAUUAUUACUUCACUAGCUUUUGAAACACUGAUUGGAUCAUUCCAGACUUGAUUUUCAUCAAGCUUCCUCUUCAUGUUGAUUAUUUCACUGGAGUGUUUGGGAUUAUAUUGACACAAACAAUUGAAAUUUACAUUCACCAUCUAUAAUAUACAGUAUAUUGAUAUCUGACUGUUAUUUAAUUCCUUGGUAAAGCUAAAUCAUGAUAACAUAGAUCACUCAUCUGAAAUACCAGCUGAAUGAUGGGCACUUCUGAAAUUUCAAUAUUUUCCCCAUUUUCAUUAUAUGUGUUAUUAAACAUUAAAUACAGCAUUCUGCUUCAAAUAAUAUUAUUUACUGACAUCGUAGAGACAACAACCUGUACCUUAAAUAGAUAUUUUUUCAUUCAAGCAUUAAAUAUAAAUAUCAAAAGUUAUUUUUAGUUAAGAUUCCAUAUUGAAAUGUACUCUAAUAGUAGGUUGGAGAAAUUGUGCUUCUACCAUAGGCUUAAAAGAGUUACGAUGCAGUGCUAUGUACUGUUAAGGAACAUGCAUGAGGACAAGAACAUCCAAUCGUAGAAGUAAAUAUUUGCAGAAACUAUGUGAAGACAUUAAAAUUCCUUAUGCUUAAAAAUGUGUUUACAAAAUACACUUCCCACAUCUAAUUUCAAAGGCACAGACUCUUAUGAUAAACUACGGUAUACCAGUUGUUGUAAAUUCACUUCUUCAUUUUCUGCUUCAGGUAGGAGACCUGACCUUACCUUUGAUGAUGAAGGUUGCAAAUCCUUUCAGGUUGGAGUUGCACGGCCAUGGAAGUGCAUCAGUCAUUGAGCUCUUCUCUACACUGGAUCUGUUUCAUUCUUCUCAAGGUCUUCUCACUUUCAGCCUUGAGAUAUGGAGAGUCCUUGAAUUUAAUUUCUGCUUCAUUGAAAACAGAAUUUUCAUUAUUUUUUUCCCACGGAAAAAAAAAACUUCCAUUUAUUUUUAGUCAAAGUAUUCUUGUAUCUUUAGGCAUUUCAUUUCUGUUUAGCAGGUGAAGUUCUUUUACGUGAAGGAUAUUAGGCCUUUGUUUUUUUCCAACAUAUGUUAAACUUUCCUAUUGUGGUACGUUGCACGUGUUAGGAGAACUAUUAUUAUUAUUAUAUUUUUUUUUACCAUAACCAAAAACAUUUUUUCAUAUGAAGGAGAUGGUGUCUGGUAGAAAAUUACAGUCUCAAUGAAAAUUAAAUCAUGCUAUCAAGAUACAAGUUAUGUAUCAUUUCUAAGAAAUGCUAUUAAACCUGAGCAAUAUUAAUUUUAAAUCAGUCAAAUGCAGGAUCAUGUAUCUGAAACCAAUCAAAUAAAACACUGUAGCCUAUGUUUACAGAGAAUGUGGCAAUCCCAUAAUAUUGUACAUGAUGGGAAGAUCAGAAAUGACCAAUAUGUUCAAUAUUUGUAGAGAAUAGCAAGUAGUAGUUGUGGAAAGAUGGUGGUGUUGCCAAGCAAUAUGUAUGUGCAGAGCAUAUUGCUAGAAUAUCUCUUGUCUUGUUAGUACUCAGAAGUGUGUGGGGAAAAAAAUAAAAGGUCAAAAACCAACUAUGAGACUAUUCCUGUGCGUUGUAAACGUACUUUAUAUUGAAAUUAUUUUUAAAAUCUGAUUUAAUGGGUUACUCAAGAGAAUUUAAAAAGUUGAUAUGCAGUCUAAAGUACCUACCGAAAGAAGAGAUUUGUGUAGAAUAAUGUCUUGAAAACCAGACACAGUUAUGCUGUAAGGUUUUUAUAGUACAAAUACCGUACUUUUUAAAAGCAUCAAGUUUAAGAAAUUAGCUGCAUUUAAAGCCUGUGUAAGUGUAUGAGGGCCCUCUGACAACUAUUGUUUCAGUAUUGUUUCCUAAGAAUGAUUAUAAUUUUCAUUGUUUAAGAAUAUGAAGGGUUAAUCAUAAAGGGUUUUCAAGUAAUAUAAGGAAUAAAUUUUGUUUUUACAUCUACUGUAGUUGAGUAAUUUCUCAGUAGCCUUUUAUAGUCGCAUCUACUGAGGUUGGCAAUUGACUGGGAAAGAUGUGUGUUGGAAAUGUCAGUUUUUGUGUACAUUUUGUGGAAUUUGACAGAUUUUUGAAGGAGAAGGGUCUUAAUGUAGCGUGAAUGGAGAAAAGAGUUAUUUCAAUAUACCCACUAUUGUCAAAUGGCUGUCCUUUGGUAGCAAGUGUUUUAUAAGGCUUUGCAUUCUGCUUUCUAGAGUAGCAUUUCUACCAUUAUUAAUGAUUCAUACAAUAAUUGCUAUGAUAUUGCUCUUCAUAUUUGAGGAGACAUGGUAUUAAUUAGAGAGUUUAUGCUCUAAAGAGUAUAACAGUGCCGUGAGGGUGGAAACAUGAGGACGUAUGCCCUGAGGAAAGGAGACAUGCAGGGGUAGGAUGGUUGCAAUGAGCAGUCUGAGAUGCAGUUUGUUGGUGAUUUUAUUUGAUUAAUUUACAUUUUAAAAUAACUUGGAUAUUAGCUGUCAUAGUGUGGAGUACAAAAGUACUUGUGAAAAAUUAGAAGAACUUGAAUAAACAGCGAAGUAAUGAACUCA